AUGAAUUCAAACAAUAUAGGUGAUGAUAGUCAUGGAGAAUAUAUACAACAUUCAAAUCAAUCAUCUCAAAGUUCUAUAACAGCAUUUCUAGCGAAAUUAUGGGCACUUGUUAAUGAUUCGUCAUGUGAUGAUCUUAUUGUCUGGGAUCCAUCUGGUGGAUCAUUUCAUGUUUAUGAUCAAUCACGUUUUUCACGUGAAAUUUUACCAAGAUAUUUUAAACAUAAUAAUUUUGCAUCUUUUAUACGUCAAUUAAAUAUGUAUGGUUUUCGUAAAAUGUCGACUAUUGAACACGGUUCUUUAAAAAAUGAAAGAGAUGAUAUUGAAUUUGCACAUCCAUAUUUUAUUAGAGGACAAGAUUCACUUUUAGAAUUAAUUAAAAGACGUGCACCAGAUAAUCAACAAAAAUCUAAUAUACAAGGAGGUUCUAAUCCGUCAUCUGCACUUGUUUCAGCAAAUUAUCUUGACUCAAAAUCCAAUGGUUCUAUAGAAUUAAAACGUUUACUUGACGAUGUACGAAAUUUACAAACAAAACAAACAUCAUUAAGUGAUAAAUUAUCAUAUCUUCAAACUGAAAAUGAAGCAUUAUGGGGUGAGAUCGGUUCAUUAAGACAGAAACAUGCUAAACAACAACAAAUUGUUUCAAAAUUAAUGGAAUUUCUAUUACAUUUUAUUACAGCAAAUUCAGCACAGUCCAAUGAACAACAAAUGCCAAAUGAAGUCCUAACCCCUCAUUCAUUUCAACCAGAACAAACAGCUACUUCAGACCAUAUAAAAAAUUCUCCAUUAAUACUAAGUGAACAAGGUUCAUCACCGAAUACACUUAAACGUAAACAAGCUGCACUCAUGUCUAAUGAAGAACCAAAUAAACGAACAACUAUGCAACAACAAUAUCAAGAAUUUUCACAUCCAACUAAUUUUGGUCGACAACAAAGUGUAACAAUCAAUGAAUUAACAGAUAAUGAUCUUGGUGGAUGGAUUCAAACAACGAAUGCAUCACCAUUAGUGGAUCUUGUUCCGUCGCCACCACUAUCAGCACAAAGUGCAGAUCCUAAUCAUCAACCACAACAACAACAACAACAACAACAACAAAAUGACUAUCGAUGGCCAACUUCAACAAACGAAUUUUCUAAUCCUAUUCUACAUGAUCCCAGAAAUCGUCCACAGCAAAAUAAAACUUUUCCAACUGUUGCCAAUGAAAAUAACGUAGUCAAUACAUAUAUACCAGAUUUCUUCUUGUGUACAGAUAAUACUAAUGAAAAAAAUAUAAAUAUUGGACAAACACAAGGAACAAAUACAACAGGCAUUAAAACGGUAAUGAUUGAAUGUUGA
Molecule: messenger RNA, 1329 nt
Organism: Rotaria sp. Silwood2
Lineage: Eukaryota; Metazoa; Rotifera; Eurotatoria; Philodinida; Philodinidae
Source: the annotation of a GenBank genome assembly